CUGACACACACAAACGACGCAUCCUACUCUCUCUCUCUCUGCUUCGAUUUCUCUCUCCUCUUCGAUCCCAAAUCUAUUAGGGAAUUUUUUCCGAUGCGAUUUUGAGCUAACAGAUCCACGACAAGGUUUCAUUUCCCAGAUUCUUUUGUAAAAUUUUUUCCCUGGCCAACAGUGCAGGAAAGUUGAAAAAAAAAUGGACCAUGACAAGACUGGAUGCCAAGCACCUCCUGAAGGUCCUAUAUUGUGCAUUAACAACUGUGGAUUUUUUGGAAGUGCAGCUACCAUGAACAUGUGUUCUAAAUGCCACAAAGACAUGAUGCUGAAACAGGAGCAGGCCAAGCUUGCAGCAUCAUCCAUUGGGAAUAUUAUGAACGGGUCAUCAAGCAGCACUGAAAAUGAACCUGUUGUUGCUGCUAAUGUUGAUAUCCCAGUUAUUUCAGUAGAGCCUAAAAUUGUCUCUCUGCAGCCAUUAUUUGCUUCAGGUUCAGAGGAGAGUGCUGAACCAAAGCCAAAGGAUGGUCCAAAACGUUGCAGCAGCUGCAACAAGCGAGUUGGUUUAACAGGGUUUAAUUGUCGAUGUGGCAACCUUUUCUGUGCUGUUCAUCGCUACUCAGACAAGCAUAAUUGCCCAUUUGAUUACCGCACUGCUGCUAGGGAUGCCAUAGCUAAAGCAAACCCAGUUGUCAAGGCUGAGAAGCUUGAUAAGAUAUAAAGAUUUGGCAUCGAAGUUUCAUGCACCAAGUCGAAGUUAUGCUCAAUUUCAUCAUGAUAUGACUCAAGUUUCCUGCACGUUAUUGGUGUUGUUAUUAUAUUGUUAUAUGUGAUGGGGAACUUGGAGUUAUAGGACAUCUCUGCAAUUUGAAGGACUCUUGCAUGUGAUUGGCGAAAAUAUAUGUUGGCCCCAGUGUUUAAGUUUUUAAAUCUGUGCUGGUUUGGUGGAAGUUGGUGUUGUUAGCUUUGUAAUGCAUCUAUUCUGUUUCAGAAUGGUAUGUGCAAUUUACAGAUGGUUUCAAGAGCAUCCGUGGACGUGGUUAGAUUGUAAUUAUUGUGGGCUAUCUAUGAAUUAUUUUCGAUAACAGCAGUAUCUUGGUAACUUUGACCCUCU
Abrus precatorius (Indian licorice) is the source of this 1105-nucleotide messenger RNA. Its product is annotated as zinc finger A20 and AN1 domain-containing stress-associated protein 8-like. The transcript is spliced from 3 exons. Bases 194 to 712 code for a protein of 172 amino acids. Gene Ontology annotation, molecular function: DNA binding; zinc ion binding. Lineage: Eukaryota; Viridiplantae; Streptophyta; Magnoliopsida; Fabales; Fabaceae. The record is from RefSeq and is a predicted model, not a curated record.